Messenger RNA from Paramacrobiotus metropolitanus, 1986 nucleotides. RefSeq lists its product as uncharacterized. Lineage: Eukaryota; Metazoa; Tardigrada; Eutardigrada; Parachela; Macrobiotidae. The coding region runs from base 326 to 1588 and encodes 420 amino acids. The transcript is spliced from 5 exons. The record is from RefSeq and is a predicted model, not a curated record.
UUUAUGAUUUCGAAGGCGCACUUUGCUAGUACUUAUGUGCAGUAAUAUUAAAUGAAUGCAACUCGCAUUCUGCGAAUGUACGAGACGCACGGAGUUUUAUUGAGUCUACUGCAGUCUAACGAAGAUUCAAAAUCGUUUUUAUUUCAAUAUAAUUAUGAUGGCUGUGUAACAAAAUACGAAAGGUCAAUUCAUCAAAGGUCACGGAACUAAGGCAGGUUACCGAGUUGAGCGUGGACAUCGCCGAGGGUCCAGUUACCGACGUCGAUAUAGCUCUGAAAGAUUUCAGUUUUUCCUCUUUUUUAUUGUGUGAAGUGCGCCGAAUAUAAUGGAAAAUACAUUUAAUUUUCUGGUGCCACAACGCUCUCUUUAUCAAGAGACUUUUGCUGGUGAAGAAGGAGUAGCAGCGCAGUCCGUGCAUUACCAGGAGCUGCUGCAACCGUCACGGGCAUUUCAAUAUUCUACUCAGUAUGAAGAUGAUUUUUCCAAUGUUCCCAGAAUUCCAGCCUGGUUUGGAUCAUUUACGGGAACUGAGAACGAAGGUCUUGAAGAAGGAAAUACCAGCAAAUACAGCGCCGACCGGAUCGGUGUGGAAAAUGGUCAUUCCGAAUUAUCACCUUCCCUUCAUCGAAAGAGCAUGUACCAGACUUCUUAUUCUUUUGACCGUGAACAGAAUGAUUUUUUCCCUCGUAAAAUUUCCACAGCGCCCCCAAGUGUAGGGCUAUUUCCGGAACAGCAUGUUGGAACAAGACAGAGGACAUCUGUUACACAGGCUAACUUCUCUGAUGUUCUUCCUUCCGAGCCGGAAACUAGUAUAGAAUACCAGCCGCAAUGUACUUCCAAGCACGAGAAAAAGCGAUCUUCCACACGGGAUCUUUCAUUUUUGGAAGAAGCCACUCUCAGUGCACCGGAAUCUAAGUACAGCCGUAAAUACUGGCGGAAUAUGUCCGUCGGUAUUGUCGGCCCUCUCGUACCAGCUUUCCAAGCCAGCGAAACAACGGCAUCCAAAUUUCACCAACGCCCUCGACAUUCAAAGGAACUUGACGUCAAUACCACAAAAAAAAUCUCGCUUCCACCUCUUUAUCAAAUGCCAUCCGACUAUCAAACGUCAUACGCAGUAGAAUAUUCUGGACAAAGGCUGGACGAGCGCUUCCAGCCCGACAAGAAAGGUCAGCCGGAUUAUUAUGAUAUAAUGCACGAUGCCAACCAGUUACCACCGCAUCAGCUGAGUGAACGCCAGACAUUUUGGAAUGCCGUGUCGACGCACCUGAAAGAUCAGUUGGACACUUACAAAGAUGAACCAAAUUACGGUGACCUUUACGCGGGGGCUGAAGCGUACAGGAAACGCAGUGUCGCCGAGCCGGAUGCCUAUGAGCAACCAACAGCGCCGCCCAACAGAAUUCGAAGAAAUGCGAUCGUGGACUGCCUGGAUAGUGUGCCAUACAACAGAAAGACAACGUAUGUGGAAGACAUAAGAGGUGUUGUGGUGCCGAAACCACAGCGGGCUGCAUCGCCGCGUUCGUCUAUUAAAAUUUUAAUGGAUGACGAUCAUAUGGCAACCGCGGAGUCGGAAUACGCGGAUGAGUUCUAGCCAGUAUCCAGAUGUCCUUUUCCUUACUGUGUGUUUUAUUUUUACAUUCUCCGUUAGAAUCAGUUUCGAUUUUUUAGCUCAUUUUUUGUUUUAUCUCUUCCCUUCUAUUUCGGAACGGCAGAUAUUGAUUUUAUCUUCCUAUUAAGUUUUUAUGAUUUUAUUUUGAAUUUCCUACUAGUCUGAUUUCAUGUCUUUUUACGCAAACUUUGCGGUAACAUGUGCAAUUUAAUAUUUUCUUUAUUUCGUUUUUAAUUUUUUACGCUGGCCGGUCGGUUUUCACGCUAUUUUUAUACUAGCAUAUUGUAUUUUGCAGCACAAGAAAGUCAUGUAAUCCUUCGAUAGAGUAGAUCGGAUUGGAAUGAUUUUUAAUAAGUCAUCAUUUCCGUGACAUAUCGAUA